Molecule: messenger RNA, 938 nt
Organism: Mucor mucedo
Lineage: Eukaryota; Fungi; Mucoromycota; Mucoromycetes; Mucorales; Mucoraceae
Exons: 1
Coding region: 40-822 (260 amino acids)
Source: RefSeq, a predicted model, not a curated record
UCUAUUUAUCCCUUAAUUUAUCCCUUACUUUUACAAAAUAUGUCUAAAAACAGUGAAGCCGACUUCCCUGUAGGAUUUGCCGAACAAAAGGAUCAGACUGAGGACGAUAACGUUUUUUACGUUGAAUGGCUUGAUAACAGCUCCGAAUUUCCUGGCCUGGCUUUCAACGAAUACCCUUUAAAUGGCGAUAACUGGGAAUUACUUCGACGAAAUGAAAUUGAUGACGAAGACCAUACCUGUAUUAUGGUUGAGGAUGAUUCUUGGUCUAAGCUCAGUACAUCUAAUUUAAACCAGCUGUAUGCCGCUGUAGUUGAAAAAAACGCAGCUGAAUUACAACCCACUAAACGUGUUAUCCAACCUCUUUGGCCCAACAUCAGUGCCAAAAAGACAGUCAAGGCAGAAAAUACUGAAGAUGUGUAUGAGGAAGAUCUUGCUCUCGAAUUAAAUGAUAUCCAUAAGUCACAAAGCCGACGAGCACACAAGCUGACCAAUCGACGCAAACUUCAUGAUUUAAAGAUUGUUGAUUUACAUGUGGAAGGUAUUCUUAACUUAGCAACUAGCCAUCAUAAUAAAACAAGGGUUGAUUGGGUCCCUUACCAAAAAGACCUCUCGAAUUUUGAUCGUGCGCGAUUGGAGACAUAUACAGAUGGUCUCUUGAACAGCAACAUUUCCGACAGAGAUAUAGCCAUCCGUUACUCAGCAAGAUUCUCUCACAACACAAAGCGAUAUUUAUUCAAUUACUUCAAUAAACGCCCGAUACAGAAACGAUCUCACUUUCCCGACAAUGAAGAAUAUUCAGUUCAAGCUAGGAUUGUCGGAUAAAAGCCAGCAUGCCCUUUCUCAAUUUAAAUUUAUUGUGUAUCAUAAUUUUAUUUUCAACGCCUAUGAUUACGUUAAAAUCAUUGUAAUAAUAAAUCGUAUAGUUAUGAAACUCUUAA